Molecule: messenger RNA, 722 nt
Organism: Schistocerca gregaria
Lineage: Eukaryota; Metazoa; Arthropoda; Insecta; Orthoptera; Acrididae
Exons: 5
Coding region: 186-635 (149 amino acids)
Source: RefSeq, a predicted model, not a curated record
CGGUACAGUGGUUACUUGUACAUACGGUGCAGGGUGAGCAGUAUAGGAGAAAGACUCAUUGUAUUCCUCCGCUCUUGGUCUUCCAUUCCUAUUGUUUCUUGUCGGUUCUUGUACAUACACUCCGUUUUCCUGGAAUGUAUCGAUAUUUUUUUGGAGAAUUUGAAACAACUUGAUCAGCUUUGAGGAUGACCACAGAUCCCAUGUACAAACUGAAUAUUGGAAAAGUUCACAGUAUGGCGAGAGGCAAACUGACCCUCCUUCUGGUUUUGGGAGUCACGUGCUUCUUCACGGAGCCAGCAGUUGCAGCGGACUACAACAAUAAAUUGGUGUGCUCUGCAUGUGGAGAUCACAAAACAGCUGUCGAAGCUAUCCUAACAGGGUGCAACACAUUUUUACUAUACUGUGGCCUUCCACCUGAGACAGCAGUGUGUUACGCCGUCUUAGUAGUGCACCUGUUGGCAUCUACGUUUGUACAGCUGUUCCCGUCAGCCCUAGCUGUAUUGACGACCGUCGUCGAGGCUCUCGUUGCACUAAUCGCAGUUCUUGCAAACGACCUUGUUCUUGGCUCUUACAUGCUGGCAUGCAAGUUAAAAUGGGUUACACAUUUCUCCCAGCUAUCCUAUGUUCUUCCUUAAUGGACGACAACAGAUGCGAAGCGGAAGUGAAGGAAAUUACUAAUGCUGUAAUCUUAUCUGAACAGAAAUACAUGAACUGAGCGCCAA